AUGACGAGCACCUCCACAUCUGGGAUCUUGCCAAUUGUCAGCUCAUCUAAUGCAUUUCCUAUAUGGCGCCUUCAGCCACACAUGGGCAAGCUCUUGAGUAAUGAUCUUCUAGGUAACGUCCUUUGGGAAGAAACUGAUCUCCCCUCCACCACCUCUUCUCUCAUGGAUCUCAUCAUUCCAAAAUCAAGUAUCCAUAGAUCAGUGAUUGAAGAAAUUACUUACACAACUGGAGUGCCGAUAUUGGCUGAUCGCAAGUGGCAACUCAAUAAACAUCAGAACAAGCAGAAACAGCAACAGAUGCAAGCACCAGACGAUACUGAUUCAGAUGCGGAGGAGUUGGAGACAGAUUGUGAUGGUUCCUCUGCGUCAGCUGCAUCUGACACCAGUGAAGGUUCCUCCUCAUCAGCCACAGCUGACACCAGUGAUCAGAGCUGGGGCUCCCAGGGAUAUAACCCUGAUAAUCCAAACAGAAAGCUGACCCUGAAGUGGACGCCAGAGCAAAAAUGGGCACGUCUCUUCAAUACCCUUUAUUUGGCCAUGCACAUGGCGUAUAAGGUGAUGUUCCCUCAUCGCUCACCCACCUACCCUUUCAAGCCUGCAGAUCUCAAAUGCCCACAUUGGCAAUGGUCACCGGAGUUUUGCAAUGUUCCCAUUCUGGAUGCGACCAAUAUCCAGAAGCCUGAUAUAGUCCUUCUUGAUCGCAACGUUCAACUGAAAGGCUGGGGGGCACAUCCUCACAUACCAUGGCAUACCAUUGUUCAACGCCUGGCAGCAAACUGUCUUUGCGCCCAUUACAUGGCUCGCUCAGGCCUCGCUAUCACAUGUCUCAUCCUAAUCACCGCAAAUCCGACACAUCUUGUGGACAUGUUAAACACCAUGUCACUGGGAAACAGCAAAGUUUAUGGCAUGGAUCCCACCAUGCACAUGUGCAAUGAUUCUUGCAAGAAUAUGCAAUGUGAGGUGGGGGACCAGGUGAUUGGCUGGAUAGAGGACAAGCAGAGGCAGAAAUUAUUGAUCAUUGCCAUUUUGUGGAGAAGCCAAGGUCUUUUCUCUCACGGAACCAUUUGCUAUCACAUUCAGGAUAAGGAUGGAGUCGAAUAUGCACUGAAGGAUUGCUGGGUGGAUGAGGCAAAGAAAUAUCAUGAAGAAAAGAUUAUUGAGAUCGUCUGGGGCAUUCCUAAUGUAGUUACUCUUGUUGCUGCUUGGGAUGUCAAGUACGAGGGAGAGUCUGACUCCACAUUGCGCAUCCAUAAUUGCCACAGCAAAUUCAGUCCUGGCUUUUGUUCACACAAGGCAAUGAUCAGGAGGAACAUCCUACACAGAGACCUUAGUCCCAACAACAUUAUUAUCCAUGAAGGACACGGCUUCUUCAUCGAUUUUGACCACACCCAGAUCAUCACACAAGGCAGCACCAGUAAGGGCACCAUACCAUACAUGUCUAUUCACCUUCUCUAUGCAAUAACUGCAAUUGCAAGAGACAAGGGUCUGGGAAAUAUGAUGGUGGAACAAACUGCCAGUGAUGACCUUGAGUCCCUAUUUUACAUUUUCAUCGAAUUCAUUACCUCAUUCUAUGGGCUGAAGGGCAGUAGAACAGACUUGAAGAAGGCAGACCGGUGGGGUGAAGUCAUUGAGGGCAUGGGCGCUGCGGCUGCUCCAUACAAAUUGGGGCUGGUGCUCAUGCCACGGCACGACAAUGAGUUGAUAAAUUGCACAACCACUUACUUUGGUGGAGUCAGGGAUUUAGUUCAGGCAUAG
Suillus discolor is the source of this 1755-nucleotide messenger RNA. RefSeq lists its product as uncharacterized. Lineage: Eukaryota; Fungi; Basidiomycota; Agaricomycetes; Boletales; Suillaceae. The transcript has 5 exons. Gene Ontology annotation, molecular function: protein kinase activity. The coding region runs from base 1 to 1755 and encodes 584 amino acids. The record is from RefSeq and is a predicted model, not a curated record. Gene Ontology annotation, biological process: protein phosphorylation.